Molecule: messenger RNA, 1578 nt
Organism: Fusarium pseudograminearum CS3096
Lineage: Eukaryota; Fungi; Ascomycota; Sordariomycetes; Hypocreales; Nectriaceae
Exons: 2
Coding region: 1-1578 (525 amino acids)
Source: RefSeq, a predicted model, not a curated record
AUGAAGUCUACUUUCAUUGCCGCCGCCGCGCUUCUAGCCGGUGCUGCUUCCGCCGCUAAGGAUGAGGGCACUUUCGCCGUCUUGCGCUUCACCAACAAGCAGCUCACCAGAGGUCGCAUGGACCCCAUUCUUUUCCCCGGAGAAACCUCUACUCACGUUCACAACAUCAUGGGUGGAAGUGGUUUCAGCACCAGCGCCACUGGAAAGGACCUCAUGGAGUCAAAGUGCAGCAACGCCAUGAUCAAGGGUGACAACAGUGCCUACUGGUUCCCCAGUCUCUACUUCCAAGAUCCCAAGUCUGGCAAGUUUGAGGAUGUCGAAUUCGAUUACUUCAACGCCUACUACUUCUUCGAGAAGACUCACGAUGAGAUCAAGCCUUUCCCUGCUGGUCUCCAGAUCGUUGCUGGUGAUGCCAUGACCCGCACCAUGCCCAAGGCUGGCGCCAAACCCAACCUUGACCCUUCCAAGGGUCCUGUCAACGCCGCGAGAAUGACCUGCCCUCGCGCCAACAACGACUACACUGUCCCCUCUUGGGAUGCCAAGUCAGACGGUACCACAGCUGGUGUCGGUGACCCCAUCACCAAGAACGAGGGCGUCGGAUUCCCUGACCGAACCUGUGACGGCACCUUCUCUCCUCUCCGAGCUGAUGUUCACUUCCCCUCUUGCUACAACCCUGAGGCUGGCCUUACCGACUUCAAGAACAACAUGGCCUACCCUGAGGACAACGACGGCUACCUCGACUGCCCCAAGGGCUGGAUCCACGUCCCUCAUCUCUUCUACGAGGCCUACUGGAACACUAACAAAUUCCAGGGCCGCUGGACUGAGGGAGAGGGCAAGCAGCCCUUUGUCUUCUCCAACGGUGAUGUUACUGGUUACAGCAGCCACGCUGACUUCAUGGCUGGCUGGGAUGAGAAGCUCCUGAAGCACAUCAUCGACACCUGCAACGCUGGUACCCUGGGUAUGGACAACUGCCCCGGUCUUUUCUACGGCCUCAACAAGGGCGACUGCACAAUCAAAUCUGAGAUUGAUGAGAAGACCACCGGUAAAUUGGAUAAGCUCCCCGGAAACAACCCUCUCAGCGGUUUCUCCUACGGUGAUGCUCCUUCCAUGCCCAACAAGGGCGACGACGACGAGAAGCCCAGCAAGCCUUCCGCUGAGCCCUCUGUCAAGCCUUCCGCUACCAACUCGGCUCCUGAGGAUAAGUCUUCCGCCGUUGAGGCGCCCCAGUACACCAAGCCUGCCGACAAGACCGAGGAGCCCACCGUCGCCAUCCCCAAGCCUACUGUGCCCAUUGUCUCCGGAGUUGUGUCUGAUGCCGCCGCCGAGGCUACCAGCGCUCUCACCAACGCCCCCAAGCCAACUGAAAUCUUUGGCAAGCCUGACCAGCCCAAGAAGUGCAAGUCUACUCGUGUCCACACUGUCUGGAACACUGUCACUGUCACUCAGACAGCCAGCGUUCCUGCUCAGACUGAGGAUGCUGCUGCUGCUCCCGCUUACAAGAGGGAUCACGUCCGACGACAUGCCCACCAGCAUGGCAGCGGAUAUAGCCACGUCCGCCGUCGCAGCCACCGUCACUAA